Messenger RNA from Vitis riparia (riverbank grape), 2376 nucleotides. Its product is annotated as ankyrin repeat-containing protein At5g02620-like. NCBI's taxonomy places the organism in Eukaryota, Viridiplantae, Streptophyta, Magnoliopsida, Vitales, Vitaceae. Gene Ontology annotation, molecular function: protein binding. Bases 81 to 2273 code for a protein of 730 amino acids. The record is from RefSeq and is a predicted model, not a curated record. The transcript has 5 exons.
UGUAAGAAGUAAGAACCCAUCCCUCACUGCUAAUAAAGCCUUCCGCUCCGCUCCGCUCUCCCCUCUCCAAAGACUCUCCCAUGGCUGCUACCAAUGAUUCCGAACAAAAGGAACUCAUUUCAAAAUUGUACAAAGCUUUGAGGAAAAAAGACAACGAGCAUGUGGCUGAAGUCUGCCAUGAACUUCCAGAAGGCCCGUUGCAGAGAAUCAGUAUUUACAACGACACAGUCCUCCACAUGGCCACUCACUCCAAACAAAAAGAUCUGGUACUCAAAUUACUAAACAUGUUGCCUGCAGACCGUCAACUUUCCGAUAUUAAAAACAACGACGGCAACACUAUACUCCACGAAGUAGCCACCAGCGAUGCCAUGAAAGAUGUGGCGGAGGAGCUGUUGACGAGAGAUUCUGACUUGCUAAUUGCGUCCAAUGACUCAGGAGAGACGCCUAUAUUUUGUGCAGCCCGCUAUGGCCAAACUGAAAUGUUUAAGUUUCUGGCUGGGAAAAUGGGGCUAACGAAAGAAGGUCCAGAAGAUUAUAAACCCUAUUUGCGGAGAAAAGAUGGAACAACAGUUCUCCAUCUUUCCAUCGCCACUGAGUGUUUUGAUUUAGCGUCAUUAAUUGCCGAGAACUAUCCAUACUUAAUUAAAGAAAGGGAUCAAUCCUCAAUGACCGCUUUUCAAUAUCUUGCAUGCAAUCCAACUGCAUUUCGAAAGAGGAAAAUACAAAGACGAGGGUUCAUGGAGCAACUCAACAAAUCAAAAACUCGAAUGAAACAAAGCUCUAUACUACAAGAAUUUGUAAAAUUUUCCAUGGAAAUUCUCACGGAAUUAUAUGAGGAAACCUUCAAAAGAGAUGUGAUGAAAAAUAAAAGAUUGACACUUACAGCACUCGUCAAGAAUUUAGCAAAGCACGACACUUCAUGGGAUGCUAAUAUUAAUUCUAAAGCAGUGGGUCAAGAUGAGAGUAAGGAGUAUGAAAUAGAAGAACACUUCUCUAAAUUGUUCCAAAAAAAGGAAGGACAAAACUCCCAAGAAAGUUUAACUAACAAGGACAAGAAGAGCGAUGAAACUCCAUUAUUUUUGGCAACAAUGUCAAACAUUGAAGAAAUUGUCGACAAAAUACUCUACUUCCAUCCUCAGACAUUUACACAUACAAAUAAGGAGGGAAUGAAUAUAUUACAUGUGGCAAUCCUUUAUCGUCAUAUUGAUAUUUUUGAUAUGGUGGUAAAGUCUGAAGUACUUGCAAGAAGGUUAUUAUCAGCUACGGAUAACAAAGGAAACUCUGUACUACACAUGGUCAGCCAAAAAAGAAAAAGUCAAGCUAGUGAAAAGAUGCAAAGCCCUGCACUCCAACUACAAGAUGAGUUGCUUUUGUUUGAGAAAGUGAAGUCGGCCUGUAAGAUGCAUUUGACCAAGCCUCUCAACAAAGAUCACCAGACUGCUGAAGAAUUAUUUGCUGCUUCUAAUGAAAAUCUCCAUAAAGACGCCAAGGAAUGGCUAAUGGCCACUACUGAGAAUUGCACCAUUCUUUCUGUUUUCAUAGCCACUGUUGCCUUCGCAGCAGCCUACACGGUACCAGGAGGUCCUAAUCAAGAUACCGGCAUUCCAAUCCUUCACUCUAAACCCUUCUUUAUGGUUUUCGUUUUAGCUGAUGUGAUCUCCCUCGCUUUGGCUUUGACAUCUGUGGGUAUGUUUUUCUCCAUCCUUACAUCCUCAUUUCCUUUAGAAGACUUCAAGAUAUAUCUGUUUAGAAAGCUGAGACAGGGAAUUAUAUGUCUGGUCCUCUCGGUCUCAAUGAUGGCAGUGGCGUUUGGAGCAACAAUCGUCCUGAUAAUGACACAUAGUCCAAAAAAUGUUGUUUGGGAUGUGGUUGCAUUCCUUCCUGUCCCCAUUUUUUUUCUUUCAUAUUCACCUCUACGUUCAGCAGUGCUGGUACCUUGCAGUGAAUGGUUCAAAAGUUUUGUUGCAAGCUUCCUCAUAGUUGUUGCCAUUCUGUUUGUAUUAUUCCUCCUUGUCGUCUUUUACCUCUCUUUCCUUCCGUUUGCCCUCGCUUUCUUUUCGUUUGCCAUGGUGAUUGUAACAUUCAUCGUUCUCCUACUUCUCCCCAUUUUUCUUCUCUAUGGAGCUUUCGUAGGACUGCGCUGGACAGUGAGAAAGGCUCCUGAGUUUUUAUGUAAACCUGCUCAUUGGAUAUCUGGGAAUAAAUCCCAGCCCAAAUCCGAUACCCAAUCUCCUCAGCCAACUACUUCUGCGCCUCUUACCGAUCAAGUUUGAAAAAAGAAACAGAAUCUCGCUUCAGAACUCUUUUCGGAGCACAUGCAUGGAUGAAUGAUUACUUAUCACUGGAAUUGUCCUCUACCUUAUAUAUAUUGUUUAU